GCAUACCAAGUAGACGCUCGGUCCUGUGACAACAAGAGUUCAAGCCGUCCAAAAUCAAUUCAAUUUUGCUUGCUGCAGCUUGAAUCUUUCACCGUGCGUAGGGUGCCAUUUCCAGCCGCCACAAUUUCCUCUCACUGGAAUUCAGCUCCGCCCCUUUCGGGCCCAAACUCAACGCCAUCUAGUGAUGGUACCGCAGCGCCCCCACCUCUUGAUCUUCAUGGUUCGGACGAUAGCAAUAGUAAAGACAGUUCCUCAAUGGGAAAGGGAGAAAUUGGUGCUAAUGACUCAGAGGGGGUAUGGAGUCCCGAUAUCGAACAGAGCUUUCAGGAGGCAUUAGCCAUUUAUCCACCUUGUGGACGAAGAAAAAUAAUACUUUCUGACGAAGGAAAGAUGUACGGGAGAAAUGAACUUAUUGCCAGGUAUAUUAAACUCCGCACGGGGAAAACAAGAACUCGAAAACAAGUGUCUAGUCACAUGCAGGUAUUGGCACGGCGCAAGUCUCGUGAGAUACAGACCAAACUAAAGGAACAUACAACAAAAGAAGCAGCUCUUCAGUCGAUGUCUUCGAUGUCUUCUGCUCAGAUCGUUUCUUUAUUCUACAGCCAAGAACACGCUGUUAAAGAGAAAGCUUUACAGUCACUGAAUAACCUGUCUUCAGCCCAGAUCGUGUCUUCCACUGCCAUACCAAACAAAGCUCUGUCAUUGGUCACAACUCCUUUAAACUACACUGGCACACCUUUCUGGCAGACAAACCUCGGUCAGCCCGUUUCUUCGGAAGAUGUCAAACCUUUCGUCAACCAACCUUAUGGAAUGGCCCUGAAACCACCUACUUCCGCUACAAUUGGUGGUGUGAAUAUUUUGUCACCAACUGCAUCGCCAUCAUGGGAGGGACGUUCCAUUGCCACACAUAAACUUAGAUUAGUAGAGUUCUCGGCAUUUAUGGAGCAGCAACAAGAUAAUGACACAUAUCAGAGGCACCUAUUCGUUGAUAUACGAGGACUCCCGAGCUAUUCAGACCCAGUACUGGAGGCCGUGGAUAUUAGACAAAUUUACGACAAGUUUCCAGAAAAAAAAGGAGGUUUAAAGGAAUUAUAUGACAAAGGCCCACAGAACGCCUUCUUUUUGGUAAAAUUUUGGGCUGACUUAAACACAAGUAUUCAAGAUGAAGCUGGUUCAUUUUAUGGAGUCACAAGCCAAUUCGAAAGCACUGAAAACAUGACCAUUACUUCUUCUACAAAAGUUUGCUCUUUUGGUAAACAAGUGGUAGAAAAAGUGGAGACUGAAUAUGCCCGGUUUGAGAAUGGUCGAUUUGUGUUCAGGAUUCAACGCUCACCCAUGUGUGAAUACAUGAUCAAUUUUAUACAUAAAUUAAAAAAUCUUCCAGAGAAGUACAUGAUGAACAGUGUCCUGGAAAACUUUACCAUUUUACAGGUUGUAACGAACAGAGAAACCCAAGAGACGCUGUUGUGUAUUGCCUAUGUUUUUGAAGUGUCCACGAGCGAUCAUGGAGCUCAACAUCAUAUCUACAGAUUAGUGAAAGACUAACAUAUCGACAUCAGUUCUUCAUUUUGUCAUUCAGUCCAUCUUACAUUUCUCUCCAGUGCCUAGAAUCCCAUUUCACUGUGGCCUAAACCUGUACAUAAGUUAUUAUAUGGAUGUAGUGAACAAGCUCUCCCAACAUCAACUGAUUAAGGGAGCUGGCUGAAAACUUUUCAGAUAUUCAUGUUUAUUUUUUACAUACAGUGUGUGAAUUUUGACACUUCUUUGCUGUAUUGGCGCAUUUUAGUAUACUUUCGAACAUAAGGUGUUGUAAAAUAAAAUUGAAAAAAAAAAAAUAGGAGAAGGUUACUUACUUGUUUACAACUGUAUCCGAGUAGAUUCUGACGACAGCCGUUAAGAUAUUUCCCAUGUGACGUCAAUCGUCAAUAGAAACCGCUGUACAAGAAAAUCAAAGGGAAUAAUACUAUUUUUUGUUAUAAUUUUCACUUUGUUUCUCUUAGUAUUUUUUGUUUACUUUGUAAAUUCUUAACUUCGAUUUUAGCAUUUUAAAGUCACUGGAUCAGAAAUUAUUUUAAGCUUAAAAUAAUAAACGAUAUUUUUUUUUUCCAGUGCAUGGCAAAUUGUGAUUUGUAUAUUUCUUAUAUCUCCAAACAAAAUGGUAUAACAAUAAGAAUUAAACAUCAAAAUUGAAUAGCACGAAGUCUGUACCAAUACCUUAUAUUAAAAAUAAAAUAUGUUCACCAUUG
Molecule: messenger RNA, 2246 nt
Organism: Limulus polyphemus (Atlantic horseshoe crab)
Lineage: Eukaryota; Metazoa; Arthropoda; Merostomata; Xiphosura; Limulidae
Product: transcriptional enhancer factor TEF-1-like
Exons: 12
Coding region: 256-1545 (429 amino acids)
Biological process (GO): hippo signaling; embryonic organ development; regulation of transcription by RNA polymerase II
Cellular component (GO): transcription regulator complex
Molecular function (GO): RNA polymerase II cis-regulatory region sequence-specific DNA binding; DNA-binding transcription factor activity, RNA polymerase II-specific
Source: RefSeq, a predicted model, not a curated record